Messenger RNA from Caenorhabditis remanei, 852 nucleotides. RefSeq lists its product as uncharacterized. The coding region runs from base 1 to 852 and encodes 283 amino acids. Gene Ontology annotation, biological process: monoatomic anion transmembrane transport. Gene Ontology annotation, molecular function: voltage-gated monoatomic anion channel activity. NCBI's taxonomy places the organism in Eukaryota, Metazoa, Nematoda, Chromadorea, Rhabditida, Rhabditidae. The transcript has 5 exons. Gene Ontology annotation, cellular component: mitochondrial outer membrane. The record is from RefSeq and is a predicted model, not a curated record.
AUGGCCCCACCAACCUUUGCUGAUCUCGGAAAGUCCGCCAAGGACCUCUUCAACAAGGGAUACAACUUCGGAUUCUUGAAGAUCGACUCCACCACCAGAGCUGGAGACAACAAGGAGGUUGAGUUCAAGUCUGCCGCAUCCCACAAUAUUGGAUCCGGAAAGCUCGGAGGAAACCUUGAUGUCAAGUACAAGAUUCCACAAUACGGAAUCACUUUGACUGAGAAGUGGAACACCGAGAACCAACUUGGAACUGUCAUCGAGGUCAAUGAGCAAUUCGGCCGUGGAGUUAAGGUCACCCUCGACUCUCUCUACGCUCCACAUGCAGGAAAGAGAAGCGGAAAAGUGAAGCUCGACUGGGCACUCCCAACUGCCAGAAUCACUGCUGAUGUUGGAGUCACCGCCGCCCCAGUGAUCAACGCCGCCGGAGUCUUCGCUCGCGACGGAUGGCUCAUCGGAGCUGCGGCUACUUUCGAUUCAUCGUCGAACAAGUUGGCCGCUACCUCAUUGGCUUUCGGGCAUGCUACUCCACAAUACACUCUUCACUCCUUUGUGAUCAACUCCAACGACUUCGGAGCUUCUCUCUACCACAAGGUUGCUCCAAAUGUUGAGAUCGGAACUCAACUCGGAUGGAAGGUUGGAGGAAAUGGAGCUGAUUACGCUCUUGCCACCAAGUACUCCCCAAGCCGCGAUCUUGCUAUCCGCGCCAAGGUCAACAGCUCUUCCCAGGUUGCCGUUGCCGCCACUCACUCGCUGUCCCCAGCUCUCAAGCUUACUCUCUCAACUCAAUUCAACCUCUCUGCCAACGACGCUCACAAGUUCGGACUUGGACUCGAAUUCGACCCAUCCAACUAG